UGAAGUAUCCUUUAGAAGAGGAGAUACGCGUCUUUCUUCACGUGAUCUGAUCUAUUCUGAACCAAGAUCCGUCUUGAUAUUUUCCUUUUUCAUUUUUUGUUUCUGGGUAACAAGCAAAAUCUUCGCAAUUAUUUGAUAUAACAAUAAUGCUGAUCGAAGUUUUAUGUGUAUAUAUAUAAACAUAGAGAGGAGGUGCAGAAGGAAGGUCUCAUCAGCUCUGGAUGCUUUUCUAAAACUAAUUAAGAAUCGAUCUGAUAAUCUUCUUCUGAUGAUGGAUGAUGAGAAAGCCAAGGAAUUAGAUCAAUUAUUCACUGAGACCCUGCCUGUUCUCCCAAGAUUGGAUCGUCUUGAUCGUUUGGUGGAGGCUUUGGAGGGGAAACAAUGGUUAUCAGAAAAGCAAAUUCGCGGUGUUGAGAGAAAGGAAGAGGAAAAAGAUGAAGAUGAGGGGAAGCAGAUCACCCUUUCAUCUGCACUGGAACAAGUUCAUCACAAAGGGACACUCAUGGACAGAAUAACCAUGCUUGAGAACAGAGUACUGCAGUUGAGUUUAAAGUACUUGGAGGAUAUGGGAAAAAGCAGCAUCAAUCCCAAACGUGAAGCAAUUGAGAGACCGGUGGAAGAUGCAAUCUCCCAUGUUCAACAUGCUACUGCAACUCACAAUCCGGUGGAGAGGAUGGAGAAAGUAGGGAGAAGAAAAGAGAAAAGGAAGCAGAGAAAGUGGCUUGAGUGGCUACGACGGCCUCCAUGUUGACUUUCUCCC
Carica papaya (papaya) is the source of this 760-nucleotide messenger RNA. It is a transcript of the gene MSP2, whose product is annotated as microspore-specific promoter 2. The record is from RefSeq and is a predicted model, not a curated record. Lineage: Eukaryota; Viridiplantae; Streptophyta; Magnoliopsida; Brassicales; Caricaceae.